AUGAAGACGCGCGCGAGAGACGGCGACCUCAUCGCGUUUGCGCCCGUUCUAUUUGCGUUCGCCUUCGUCACACGGUCCGCCUUCAGUCAGUCGCAACUCUCAGCCGGCCGCCCAUCGCGUGUCUUCCUUCCCGCCGUGUUCUUGUCCGCCGCAGCCGGCUGGCGGCCCGUGCGAGUCAUGGCUGCCCAGCCGACGCGUCCACCUCCGAACAACUUACUCUUUCGCGGUUCCCCACCUUCGCUGCCGAACAUUCUUCUCUUGCCGAACAAUAACGCCCAUGAUACUCAAGAAUGCACUUCUGGUUGUACAGUUUUAAGCCAAAUAAAAGAUGGUGAUGCUUUGCAACAGAUAAACAACGUGGGUGUGCCUACAUACGAAGAAUUAUUAGAUAAUCAAGUGGAUCAUAACGAGGGCUUUUGUGUGCAAUCUGACAAUUUGUUACGAAGAACACACAGUUUUGAUAUUUCGGAUAUUUACACAAGUUAUGAUAAAGAAGAAUUAGUCGCUAGCAUAUCUCGGCACAGACGAUCUGAACCAGAUCUGUCAAAGUAUGGACUUUUUGUUGAAGCGGAGGUCGCUUUAGAAUGCAGACCAAUGCAACCUUCGCCACUUGUAUUAAAUAAUCCAUUCUAUGAUGGUUCUUAUGCUUUGGAUCCUACUCUACUCAAUCAGCCAAUGAUCGUGAUGCCUGACAAUUAUUUGGCCUUUGAAGAUUCUUUCGUGCCGACAUGGGAUUAUAAGCCAGAAUUUGUAAGUAACAGAGAGUUAAAUCCUGAAUAUUACGAGACACUACCUAUUAUACCAUCAAACGACCCAUGGUCUGUAUACGGAAAUGAUAAUACAAAUUUCGAGUAUUAUUCACCGCAGUUCGACUUGCCUAUUGAAGAUGGAAUUCAAUACAUGCGGUUGAACGAUUUGGAAAUUGCCUUACCACAGUACAUGAGUUUACCAGCGGUCCCAAUAAUCGAAACCUUAAAAAAUGAGUCAAAGGAAAAUAUUAAGUCGAAUGUGCAAACAGAAAUAAAUAAUAAUUCUAUUCAGCAAACAGAUACAAACUUUACCGAGAAACCAGAUGUUGUGCCAAAUGUACAGACUGCAGAAUUGUUACCAUCAUCAGCUGUUAUUGUUAAUAAUCCACCAACAACCGAAAGCGAUAAGGCUUGUUACAAUGAGACUUUGAAUAACAAAGAGGCGUCGCGUAGUGAAGAGUCCUUAAACGCUGAUAUUUCUUACGACGUUACAUCAAGUUUAGCUUUCCUACCAAGCAGUAAAAGUUCACAAAUAGCGGCACAUGGCGCAGAUAACACAAGUGAUGACACAUCGUCGUGUUCUACAGACUAUCACGAAGCGUCGGCUCUUGACUUAGCACACAGCCUGGGCGAACUUUCUAGUUGCAGUGAAAGUACAGAUUUUUCCCAAAGCAGAGAUGAUACGUCACCAAUACCAACCCAGGGACCCAAAAACAUCGUGUCAAGUGAAGGUAAAAAGAAAGAAAACGAAUACAACGGACCUUAUGCACUAGCUUCAGACAAAACUUUGGCAAAAUUGCCCCUGUGCCAACUACCCUCCAUUCCACAUCACGAUCGUUUGCCAACAAAACCACCUCCGGUGCCUAACAAUUCGCCAUAUGUGGAAUCUAUGGAUAAUGGUUUGAAAAACUGUAAUUCGCAAAAAGAAGUAAACAUCGAACCCGUAGUAAAUAAAAGCAAUAAGUCGCCUGGCCUAAAACCUUACUAUAAUCAAUCAGAAUCUAGUAGUAAUAAUAAAAACAUAAAUGCUUUAAAUGUGUCGCAAAAGCUUCCCCAACCCCCCUCUGUUCCACCGGCUUGGUUGUCCAAGACUCUUUCCGGUGAUGGUGCUGCUAAUGUACAGAAAAAUUUGCCUCAAAUCUGCAUUCAGAAUACGGAGGGACAAGCGAAGGCUGUAGAAAAAAGCUCGAAGGCAUCUCAGCAAGGAGUCGUGAAAGGAAGCGGGACAGCUGCAGCACACCCUCAGCCAUCCUGCUCUUUUGCACCACCGAUACCUCCACACGGUUCACAACUGAGACCAGACAAACAGCCUAAAGAAGUAGAGGUCAGCCAAAAUUUUUCAAUUGAUUUAGGUCAUGUAACUUAA
Messenger RNA from Parnassius apollo (apollo), 2115 nucleotides. The record is from the annotation of a GenBank genome assembly. NCBI's taxonomy places the organism in Eukaryota, Metazoa, Arthropoda, Insecta, Lepidoptera, Papilionidae.